Molecule: messenger RNA, 888 nt
Organism: Thermothielavioides terrestris NRRL 8126
Lineage: Eukaryota; Fungi; Ascomycota; Sordariomycetes; Sordariales; Chaetomiaceae
Exons: 4
Coding region: 73-888 (271 amino acids)
Molecular function (GO): oxygen binding; heme binding
Source: RefSeq, a predicted model, not a curated record
GAGACCGUGUUUUAGCAAUCUCCCCUGAAUCGUCUGCGAACUCUCCCUCCCACCAAGGACGCGAGUCUGAAGAUGUCGACGGCAAGGACUCGGCCGAUGCAGCACAUCGACCGGAAGUCGCUGUACACGGACCUCGAGGCCCGCAUCCGCUACCUGCAUUCAUUCCUCGACUUUGGCUCCAGCGACAUCGAAGCCCUCCGGUCCGGCGCAAAAUACAUACACGCGCUCAUCCCCGCCGUCGUCAACAUCGUCUACCGGAAGCUGCUGCAGUACGACAUCACCGCGCGCGCGUUCCAAACAAGGAGCACCGCGUUCGAAGGCCCCAUGGACGAGGAGCCGGACGAGACAAGUCCGCAGAUCCUGCACCGCAAGUCCUUCCUCCGCGCCUACCUCAAGAAGCUGUGCUCGGACCCCACUCAGAUGGAAUUCUGGGAGUACCUCGACAAAGUAGGCAUGAUGCACACCGGCGUCGGCCGCGCCAACCCGCUGCGCAUCGAGUACGUGCACAUCGGCCCCACGCUGGCGAUCAUCCAGGACGUGCUGGGCGAGGCGAUCCUGUCGCACCCGCGGCUGCCGCUGGCGCGCAAGGCCGCCAUCCUCAAGGCCGUCGGCAAGGUGCUCUGGAUCCAGAACGACCUGUUCGCCAAGUGGUACGUGCGCGACGGCGAGGAGUUCUUCGCCGACGACGACGCGGGCGGGCCGGCGGCCGGCGUGCGCAGCGUCGAGAAGGAGGGCUGGCUGCAUGGCAAGAGGGUGCUCGUGAAUGAGGAUGAGGAGGGGGGAGAAGGAGGGGAGGAGGGGAAGGGUGAGGAUGAGGGGAGUGAUAGGCAAGAAGCGAAGGUGGAGGGGGGCUGUCCUUUCUCGGGAGGCGACCAUGCCCUGCCCUAG